This is a messenger RNA of Orycteropus afer afer, 1350 nucleotides long. It is a transcript of the gene XKRX, whose product is annotated as XK related X-linked. Gene Ontology annotation, cellular component: membrane. NCBI's taxonomy places the organism in Eukaryota, Metazoa, Chordata, Mammalia, Tubulidentata, Orycteropodidae. The record is from RefSeq and is a predicted model, not a curated record.
AUGGACAGAGUUUAUGAAAUUCCUGAGGAGCCAAAUGUGGAUCAAGUUUCACCUCUGGAGGAAGAUGUCAUCCGUGGGGCCAACCCCCGCUUUACCUUCCCAUUUGGCAUCCUCUUUUCCACCUUUCUGUACUGUGGGGAGGCUGCAUCUGCCUUGUAUAUGGUUAGAAUUUAUCGAAAGAAUAAUGAAACCUACUGGAUGACGUACACCUUUUCCUUCUUUAUGUUUUCAUCUAUUAUGGUACAGUUGACCCUCAUUUUUGUUCACAGAGAUCUGGCUAAAGAUAAGCCUCUGUCAUUGUUUAUGCAUCUAAUCCUCUUGGGACCUGUUAUCAGAUGUUUGGAGGCCAUGAUUAAGUACCUCACACUGUGGAAGAAAGAGGGGCAGGAGGAGCCCUAUGUCAGCCUCACCCGAAAGAAGAUGCUAAUAAAUGGCGAGGAGGUGCUGAUAGAAUGGGAGGUUGGCCACUCCAUCCGGACUCUGGCUAUGCACCGCAGUGCCUACAAACGUAUGUCGCAGAUCCAAGCCUUCCUGGGCUCAGUUCCCCAGCUGACCUAUCAGCUCUAUGUGACCCUGAUCUCUGCAGAGGUCCCCCUGGGUAGAGCUGUGCUAAUGGUCUUUUCCCUGAUAUCUGUCACCUAUGGGGCUACCCUCUGCAAUAUGUUGGCUAUCCAGAUCAAGUAUGAUGACUACAAGAUUCGACUUGGGCCACUAGAAGUCCUCUGCAUCACCAUCUGGAGGUCAUUGGAGAUCACUUCCCGCUUAGUGAUUCUGGUGCUCUUCUCAGCCACCUUGAAAUUGAAGGCUGUGCCCUUCUUAUUGCUCAACUUCCUGAUCAUCCUCUUUGAGCCUUGGGUUAAGUUCUGGAGGAGUGGUGCCCAGAUGCCCAGUAACAUUGAGAAAAAUUUCAGCCGGGUAGGCACUCUGGUCGUCCUGAUUUCAGUCACUGUCCUCUAUGCUGGUAUCAACUUCUCUUGCUGGUCAGCCAUGCAGUUGAGGUUGGCGGACCGGGAACUUGUUGACAAAGGCCAAAACUGGGGCCAUAUGGGCCUGCACUAUAGUGUGAGAUUGGUGGAAAAUGUGAUCAUGGUUUUGGUUUUUAAGUUCUUUGGAGUGAAAGUAUUACUGAAUUACUGUCAUUCCCUGAUUGCCUUGCAGCUCAUUAUUGCUUAUCUCAUUUCCAUUGGCUUCAUGCUUCUUUUCUUCCAGUACUUGCAUCCAUUGCGUUCACUCUUCACCCACAAUGUAGCUGACUACCUCCACUGUGUCUGCUGCUACCGACACCCUCGGGGCAGACCUGAGACCUUGGAGCCAUCCUUUGAGGCCGAAGCAAGGCAAAGCAUUGUCUGA